This is a messenger RNA of Beta vulgaris subsp. vulgaris (sugar beet), 2264 nucleotides long. Its product is annotated as transcription factor MYB61. The record is from RefSeq and is a predicted model, not a curated record. Gene Ontology annotation, biological process: regulation of stomatal movement. NCBI's taxonomy places the organism in Eukaryota, Viridiplantae, Streptophyta, Magnoliopsida, Caryophyllales, Amaranthaceae. The transcript has 3 exons. Bases 394 to 1737 code for a protein of 447 amino acids.
UUCCCUACCAGCUGCCACUUCAUUUUCUCAACUCUUCCUUGUCAUAAUUCUCUCUCUCCCAAAACAAAAAAAAAGAAAAAAAAAACUCCUUCACCUCCUUUUUCACCUCCUUAUUAGUCCAUUUCAUAGAGAGCCUCAACCUUCAUUUGUUUGCUGCAAGCUGACACUCUUCACACUACCACCCACAACACAAGCCACACCACAACAACAUCACAUUUUUUUUUUUUUUUCUCAAACAGACAUUUCACCAAAUCAUUUGGUGACAACUCCUUGAACACAUAAACAACAACAGCAUUGCACAGAAAAAGAUAAAAAAUUCAAAGAAACAUACAAACUUUUCUUAGGUGAUUCAUACAAAAUUUCCCCCAAAAAAAACACAACAAACAACCCAUAAUGGGAAGACAUUCUUGCUGUUACAAGCAGAAGUUAAGAAAAGGUCUUUGGUCUCCUGAAGAAGAUGAAAAACUUCUUAGACAUAUUACUCAAUAUGGCCAUGGCUGUUGGAGCUCUGUGCCUAAACUUGCUGGUCUGCAAAGAUGUGGAAAGAGUUGCAGAUUAAGGUGGAUUAACUACUUAAGACCUGAUUUAAAGAGAGGAGCAUUUUCACAAGAGGAAGAGAAUUUGAUUGUUGAACUUCAUGCUGUUCUUGGGAACAAGUGGUCACAAAUAGCAGCACAAUUACCAGGAAGAACUGACAAUGAGAUAAAGAACUUGUGGAAUUCUUGCCUUAAAAAGAAGCUUAGGCAAAGAGGUAUAGACCCAAAUACCCACAAACCAUUAUCAGAAGUUGAAAUUGAGGAAGAAAAAGCAAAAUCUAGCAACACCAGCAACAACAGCAGCAACACAACAAACAACAGCAACAACAGUAGAAAAACUGAUAAAUUAUCAGUACUUUCUACUAUGAUCAACAAUGAUACCACCACCACCAUUAACCUAACCAACACCAACACAACCUCUACCGCCGCCGCGGCUACCACCAAUCAUACUAACAAUUCUACAACAUUUACCUUAUCAUCACCACCACUACCACCACCACAACAAUUAUCUACCCAUGAGUUCUUCCCUGAUUCGAUAUACGGCUCAUUUGGGUUCCACCAAAACAACCAAGCUGCUAUAUGCUUCAAUAAUUCAUCCCUUCAAACAACUUCUAGAAAUAAUGUUACUACAUCAUAUGACAACCAUUGUCAUUACUCAAUCCCUUCUAUUAUCCCAUUCAUUUCAACCACAGACUUUGGAAAUAAUGGGUAUCAAAACAUCGACAAUACUACUACAACUACAACAGCUACAACCACAAGUACAAGCCAUGAAAGUAGUAACAAUAAUACUAUGCACGAUCAUCUCAAUAACAACAACAACAACAACAACAACAAUGGAUCGUUUUUCGACAACUUUUCUUGGGCAACAAUCACAGAUCAAUCUUCUUCUGUUAAACCCAACAAAAACAUUCAGAUUAAUAGUAGUAAUAUUGGGUUAGAUGUUACAAACCCAGAUGAGAUAAAAUGGUCUGAGUAUUUACAAACACCAUUAUUAUUAACUCCUACUAAUAAUGGUGCUAAUACUUCUACUUAUGGAGAAAUUAAGACAGAAACUUCAUCAAUUAUGCCCUUUACAAGCUCAUCAACAUGGCAUCAAAAUCAGCAACCAUCACCACCACCACCGAUGCCAAGCUUCCAUGGCUCUGAUAUGUAUAACAAGGAUUUACAACGGCUUGCUGAAGCUUUUGGACAGAUUUUCUAAGCAAAUAUCAACAUUUUUAAUCAAAAAAGGAGGCGGGAAAAAGAUAAAGAUAAAGAAAAAAGAGGAAUUUAUUUUAAAACAAGGAAGAAUAUAAUUUUUUUCCAAUUUUUUUACAAAUAAUUCUUCUCUUUUUUCAUGUUCAUCUUUUUUUUUCCUACAAUUUGUGUGCUAUAGAUGAGGGGGGUAUUUUUUUUUUUUUUUUACUUCUAAAUAUAAUAUUUGAUUUUUCAUAUUGUAUAUAGGACCAAAAUACAUAACAUUUUAUCAGGGGGGUUUAAUGGAAUAUUUGUGUGAAUUAUUGUGUUACAACAAUAAUCAAGCUUGACUUGUUCAUCAUGUUUGAUUGUUAUUAUUUUUUAUUUCUUUUGAUUACUAUUAUUGUAUAUGUAAUUUGUUUAUUAUUUUAAGUUAGCAUGCAACAAGUUGUAAUCUUUUGCAUACAUUGAAGGGAAGUUGGAGGUGAGCUAUAGAGAGAAAGAAGAGUGUCUUAAUUAACUCUAAUGUGAAUAUCUAUAGUUUCGUACAAA